Messenger RNA from Sciurus carolinensis (gray squirrel), 4273 nucleotides. RefSeq names its product valyl-tRNA synthetase 1 (gene Vars1). Gene Ontology annotation, molecular function: ATP binding; valine-tRNA ligase activity; aminoacyl-tRNA deacylase activity. The record is from RefSeq and is a predicted model, not a curated record. Gene Ontology annotation, biological process: valyl-tRNA aminoacylation. The transcript has 30 exons. Lineage: Eukaryota; Metazoa; Chordata; Mammalia; Rodentia; Sciuridae. The coding region runs from base 420 to 4214 and encodes 1264 amino acids. Gene Ontology annotation, cellular component: cytosol.
GGCGCCUGACCGGAGCGCGGGCGACCAAGGGACCGCUCCCGGGACGUUCUCUUGGCCCGCCCGCGGCCGCGGCCCGCGCCAUUCCUCGUUAGCGCGGUGGGCGGCGAAGGCGCGGCCCCUGAGGCAGGGUUGGGCGGGACAGCGUGCGCGCUCCCAGGCGGGGUCAGGCCGCCCCUGCCAGGACCCGCGGGCCCGGAAACGCUUGCUGUCACAAAGGGGGGACCACGUGGGCGCCGAUUGCCCCCGCGGCGGUCGCGGGGAGCUAGGGUCCUCUGGAGAACCGCCCACCAUCUCCGCCUGCCCGACACCUCUGCCCGGCCUGUCCAGCAGCGGCUGGCGCCCGGUUUCGAGGGGAAUUCCCGGCUCAGUCUGACCACCUCCCUCCAGUUUUUCCACCUCGUCCGGACCUUCACAUAAUCAUGUCUAUCCUCUACGUCUCCCCUCACCCAGAUGCCUUCCCCAGCCUUCGAGCGCUCAUAGCCGCUCGCUAUGGGGAGGCUGGGGAGGGUCCUGGAUGGGGAGGAGCCCACCCUCGCAUCUGUCUUCAACCGCCUCCCACCAGCCGGACUCCUUUUCCCCCACCCCGCCUGCCCGCUUUGGAGCAAGGUCCCGGUGGGCUCUGGGUUUGGGGAGCCACAGCUGUGGCCCAGCUCUUGUGGCCAGCAGGCCUGGGGGGCCCUGGGGGUAGCCGGGCAGCUGUUCUUGUCCAACAGUGGGUCAGUUAUGCCGACACAGAGCUAAUACCAGCUGCCUGUGGAGCAACGCUGCCGGCCCUGGGACUCCGAAGUUCAGCUCAAGACCCCCAGGCUGCACUGGGGGCCCUGGGAAAGGCCCUGAGCCCCUUGGAGGAGUGGCUUCGACUGCACUCCUACCUGGCUGGAGAUGCUCCCACUCUGGCUGACCUGGCUGCUGUGACAGCUUUGCUGCUCCCCUUCCGAUAUGUCCUGGACCCCUCUGCCCGCCGGAUCUGGGGUAAUGUGACUCGCUGGUUUAUCACAUGUAUUCGGCAGCCAGAAUUCCGGGCUGUGCUAGGAGAAGUGGUUCUUUAUGCAGGAACCAGGUCUCUCUCUCAACAGCCAGGACCUGAUGUCCCUGCACCCCCAAAGACAGCUGCUCAACUCAAGAAAGAGGCAAAGAAGCGGGAAAAGCUAGAGAAAUUCCAGCAGAAGCAGAAGAUCCAACAGCAGCAGCCACCCCCAGGGGAGAAGAAACCAAAAGCAGAGAAAAAGGAGAAAAGGGAUCCUGGGAUCAUUACCUAUGACAUCCCAACCCCACCUGGGGAAAAGAAAGAUGUCAAUGGCAAUAUGCCAGACUCCUACAGUCCUCAGUAUGUGGAGGCUGCCUGGUAUCCUUGGUGGGAGAAACAGGGCUUCUUCAAGCCAGAGUAUGGGCGUCCUAGCGUGUCAGCACCAAAUUCCCGAGGGGUCUUCAUGAUGUGCAUCCCACCCCCCAAUGUGACAGGCUCCCUGCAUCUGGGCCAUGCACUCACCAACGCCAUUCAGGACUCCCUGACUCGAUGGCACCGCAUGCGUGGGGAGACUACACUGUGGAACCCAGGUUGUGACCAUGCAGGCAUUGCCACCCAGGUGGUGGUGGAGAAGAAACUGUGGCGGGAGCGGGGACUAAACCGACACCAGCUGGGCCGAGAGGCUUUUCUGCAGGAGGUCUGGAAAUGGAAGGAAGAAAAAGGUGACCGGAUUUACCAUCAGUUGAAGAAACUUGGCAGCUCCUUGGACUGGGAUCGAGCCUGUUUCACCAUGGACCCUAAAUUGUCAGCAGCUGUGACAGAGGCUUUUGUCCGACUUCAUGAGGAAGGUGUCAUCUACCGCAGUACCCGCCUGGUCAACUGGUCCUGUACCCUUAACUCUGCCAUCUCUGACAUUGAGGUGGAUAAGAAGGAACUGACAGGUCGUACCCUGCUCUCUGUGCCUGGUUAUAAGGAGAAAGUGGAGUUUGGGGUCCUCAUUUCCUUUGCCUACAAGGUCCAAGGCUCAGACAGCGAUGAGGAAGUGGUGGUGGCAACAACUCGGAUUGAGACUAUGCUGGGAGAUGUGGCCGUAGCUGUGCACCCCAAAGAUCCCAGAUACCAGCACCUUAAGGGGAAGAGCGUGAUCCACCCAUUUCUGUCUCGGAGCCUUCCUAUUGUCUUUGAUGAUUUUGUGGACAUGGAAUUUGGCACAGGUGCGGUGAAGAUCACCCCUGCACAUGACCAGAAUGACUAUGAGGUGGGGCAGCGUCACGGGCUGGAGGCCAUCAGUAUCAUGGAUUCCCAUGGGGUACUUGUCAACGUACCCCCACCUUUCCUGGGCCUGCCCAGGUUUGAGGCCAGGAAGGCGGUUCUGGCAGCACUGAAGGAGAAAGGACUGUUCCGUGGCAUUGAGGACAACCCCAUGGUGGUGCCACUUUGCAACCGUUCCAAGGAUAUAGUGGAGCCUCUGUUAAGGCCACAGUGGUAUGUGCGUUGUGGGGAGAUGGCCCAGGCUGCCAGUGCUGCUGUGACCCGUGGAGACCUCCACAUUCUGCCUGAGGCCCAUCAGCGAACGUGGCAUUCCUGGAUGGACAAUAUCCGGGACUGGUGCAUUUCCCGGCAGUUGUGGUGGGGCCAUCGCAUCCCAGCAUACUUCAUAACUGUCAAUGACCCAUCAGUACCUCCUGGGGAGGACCCUGAUGGGCGGUACUGGGUGAGUGGACGCAGUGAGGAGGAGGCCCGAGAGAAGGCAGCCAAGGAGUUUGGAGUGUCGCCUGAUAAGAUCAGUCUCCAGCAAGAUGAGGAUGUAUUGGACACCUGGUUCUCUUCCGGCCUCUUCCCCUUCUCCAUCUUGGGCUGGCCCAACCAGUCAGAAGAUCUGAGUGUGUUCUACCCGGGGACUCUGCUGGAGACGGGUCAUGACAUCCUCUUCUUCUGGGUUGCCCGAAUGGUCAUGCUUGGCCUGAAGCUUACCGGCAGGCUGCCUUUCAGAGAGGUCUACCUCCAUGCCAUUGUGCGUGAUGCUCAUGGACGGAAGAUGAGCAAGUCUCUAGGCAAUGUCAUUGACCCACUGGAUGUCAUACAUGGAGUCUCCCUACAGGGCCUCCAUGACCAGUUACUGAACAGCAACCUGGACCCCAGUGAGGUGGAGAAGGCCAAGGAAGGGCAGAAGGCAGACUUUCCCAUGGGGAUUCCUGAGUGUGGCACUGAUGCUCUCCGGUUUGGACUCUGCGCCUACACAUCCCAGGGUCGUGACAUCAACCUGGAUGUGAACCGAAUAUUGGGUUACCGCCACUUCUGCAACAAGCUCUGGAAUGCCACAAAGUUUGCCCUCCGUGGCCUUGGGAAAGGUUUUAUGCCCUCACCUACCUCCAAGCCUGGAGGCCACGAGAGCCUGGUAGACCGCUGGAUCCGCAGUCGACUGGCUGAGGCUGUGAGACUCAGCAAUGAAGGUUUCCAGGCCUAUGAUUUCCCAGCUGUCACCACCGCCCAGUACAGCUUCUGGCUCUAUGAGCUCUGUGACGUCUACUUGGAGUGCCUAAAGCCUGUACUGAAUGGAGUGGACCAGGUGGCAGCUGAAUGUGCCCGCCAGACCCUCUACACCUGUCUAGAUGUUGGCCUGCGGCUGCUAUCACCCUUCAUGCCCUUUGUGACAGAGGAACUCUUCCAGAGGCUGCCCCGGAGGACCCCACAAGCUCCAGCUAGCCUCUGUGUUACCCCCUACCCAGAGCCUGCAGAGUGCUCCUGGAAAGACCCUGAGGCAGAAGCCGCCCUUGAACUUGCACUAAGCAUCACUCGAGUUGUGCGCUCCCUGCGUGCAGAUUACAACCUUACCCGGAUCCGGCCUGACUGUUUUCUGGAAGUGGCUGAUGAGGCCACAGGUGCCCUUGCAUCAGCAGUGUCGGGUUACGUGCAGACGCUGGCCAGCGCGGGUGUCGUAGCUGUCCUGGCCCUGGGGGCUCCUGCACCACAAGGCUGCGCAGUAGCCCUGGCCUCUGACCGAUGCUCAAUCCACCUGCAGCUGCAAGGCCUGGUGGACCCAGCCCGGGAGCUGGGCAAGCUACAGGCCAAGCGAGGUGAGGCCCAACGGCAGGCCCAGCGUCUGCGGGAGCGCCGUUCUGCCUCAGGCUACUCUGUCAAGGUGCCCCUCGAAGUCCAGGAGGCAGAUGAAGCCAAGCUCCAACAGACAGAGGCAGAGCUCAGGAAGGUGGAUGAGGCCAUCGCCCUAUUCCAGAAGAUGCUGUGACACCCAACUUCAAUCCUCACAGCCCACCAUGGGAUGGCAGCAAUAAAAUAUUUUGCCAC